AUGUCAGUGGCCAUUGGAACAUGUGGGUACCCAGGUACAUCUCGGCCAUGACCAACUCCUGCGUGGUCAUCACCUGCACAUUCAUGUACCCGUCCGGUAUACAGCCGUACCGCGGCAUCCACGGCAUCUGGUACUUUGGCCAGCCCUACCCUCAGCUCUUCCCACCUGUGGUGUUCAAGACGCGCACAGACAUCGUGCAUAAAAGUUACCAAGCUCAUUGAGGACCUGCACCAGAGGAACUGCACCCUGCUCAUCAGUAAUAUAGGUACAGAGCACUCAGGGAGGUACUACUUCCGUGCCGACCUGGGCGGUGCCAACAUCUACACCUACCCAGACUUCUCUAACCUCAAGGUGCUGGGUAAGCCUGUUGAGAGACACUGAGAGGCAAUUCUUUUUAAACUAUGUUUACAAUUGUUUACAAUCGUAGGUGUUACAUUUAUGGUCUGGAUUUCCCUAGCCUGGUACCAUAUCUGUUGGGCUGUCUUGCCAACUACUGUGGACACUGUUUGGCAUGACAUGGCCUGACAAUGGCAAUAGGAGUUGGCAAGCACAAAUAGAUCUGGCACCAGGCUAGGAUUGACCUAGCUGUGAAUAUAAUUAGUAUAGCUUUAAUGAGAAUAGGUAAAUAUUGUGAAUUGGUGAAUUUUAACUCAUUCACGAUGUCCUCUCUGUCCCCCAGACCAGCCCAGCAUUGACAUCCCUGAGGAGAUAGUCGCAGACGAGAAUCUGGAGUUGACGUGCUACAGUAUGCUCCAGACAACUGUCCAGAGAAUAGCCCAGAGUUCCAAUGGAUGUACACAGACUACCUGCCUGAACCCGAGUAUUCCUCAGACUACUUGGAAGAGAGCUUUACAGCACGCUCACCCCCAGGCCCAUGCACAACGGCCAGCUGCUGGUCUACUACCCCAACACCACCCUGGUCUACGAGAGACUAAUCUGCUGGUAGAGCACGGCGCUUGUAACGCCAAGGUAGUGGGUUCGAUCCCCGGGACCACCCAUACACAAAAAUGUAUGCACGCACGACUGUAAGUCGCAUUGGAUAAAAGCGUCUGCUAAAUGGCAUAUUAUUAUUAUUAUUAUCUCUGGACGUCAAGUGUAAGUGACCAACUGACCGUUGUCACCGAACCUGUAGGUUGAAUCCUCAAAUUCUGUGAGAAGCGUGUCAUUUGGACACAACAGUGGACACAUUAUGUAAUGUGGGGGAUUAUAGUAUAGAAUAACUCAUUCUGCUGACUACGCCAAAUGUAAUCGUAGCAGUGUUACACACAUUUACAUUACACUUACUUAUCCAGAGCGACUUACAAAUUGGUGCAUUCACCUUGUGAUAGCCAGUGGGACAACCACUUUACAAUAUAUAUUUCUGACGCACACAUUGUAGAACCAUUGUCAAAAUCUACAGUCAUCCAUUAUUCUCCAUCUACAGUAGAAGGAUAGCAGCUUGAUUUAGCAAUAUAUUGCAUGAUUAUGACAUGGUACUAAUAUUGUAUGUUAGCCUGGCAUUCAAACCAGUUUUUCGACAUUUCACCUUUGUUUUUCUUUGAAACAAUGAUGAGUGCAGUGUUGGGUCUGGUUUAACCAGGUUAUACACUUGUCACUUUUACAAGUCUAACCCCACCUUCCCCUUCCCCUUCCUCUCACCCCAGAUGCCCCUCGCUCGGUGUGGGUGAACGUGUCUUCGGAGGUGAUGGAGGGCAGCUCGGUGACGCUGCACUGCGAGGUGGACAGUUUAUUUGUCAGAUGCACAGGAUACAAACAGUGUAAAUGGUACAGUGAAAUGGUUACUUGCACAGUGUAACCAUUUGUUUAGACAAUUAACCAUAAUCCCAACUCACAAUGUUAGUGCCCUGCACGAAUCUACAGGUAGCUAAAUGCUGACCAACAAGGUUAAAUGUUAGCUAGCUACUUAAAAGUAGGCUAUAACUACUAUUAAUAAUAUUACUACACAGAUCAUACACGUAACGUUAGCUAGCGAGCCAGCCAGCCAGACAGCUAAUGUUAGCUAGCUAGCUAACAGUACGCUUUAACUUGCAAUGAAAACGACUUUCUGUCAAAAUUAAAAAUUUAUAAUAUCUGAAAAUGUAGCUAGAUAUACUCUCUUACCCAUAUACAGUACAUGGAUGAAAGCUUCUCCCUCUCUGUCAUGGAUGCCAUGGUUGCCCUUAGUUUUGAAGCUGUGACCUGGAGACAGGUGUUUUAUGCAACGGACUUCUGUGUUCUCUUUUCGAAUCCCUCCGCAUUUGCAAUCAAAUGCCAGAAUUUUCUCCAUCUCCUUAGCGAUCAUACUCUGCUUCCACUGGGCAUUCCAAUGAUUUCAAAACUCUGUCCUCCAGAAAGUGGAGAGCUAUCUUUUAAACAAAUCUGCGUUAGAAAGGAUUACCUAAACAUACUGAGCAGCUCAUUAUACACAGAGGCAUGCUACAUGGCAGACCAAUCCGAACUCAUCUCUCCGCAUGCCCAUCCAUUAUCUCAGCCAAUCAUGGCUAGUGGGAAGGUUCCUGUCUUUUUCCGUGGCUAAACCAACUAGGCUAGUAUUUUUAUCAAUUGUAUUCAUAUUUACAGAAGGCCUACACGUUUGUUUUUAUGGCACAUGAAAGUUCACAUGUUCCAGAAGGCAAUUCUGCCAAAAAACAGAUUGUUUAAAAUAAAAUGUUUUACGCUCAAAUGCCUCUCCUGUGAAGUAGUGACGCGUGACAAAUGCCUAGUUUCCUGAAACGAGACACAUAUUUAUUAUAUGUCAGUAUAUUGACGUAUUAGUUAUGUGAUAAACCUGGCCCAUAACUUCUUUCUCUUGUUUAUACACAGUACGAUUUAUCCUCUUUAACGUACUCCAUUGUUCAACUCCUUUCUUUCUCCUCACAUCACUCUACCUUUCAUCCCUUCUCUGUCCUCCCUGCAGACCCUCCCAGUGAGCCAGUGGUAAACGGCUCCUUUAACAUUUUGGAAGGUUCCUCCAUCUCCCUGCAAUGUAGCACCCAAGGCAAUCCCGCGCCCACCCUCACCUGGCUGAAGGACGGGGAGCUGGUGGGCACCAUCACGGCUGAGGAGGUGUCUGUGCUGGAGCUUCUGGAGCUUACCCCUCAGGGAGACGGACAGUACCGCUGCCUGGCAGAGAACGAACACGGACGAGCCAGCAGCUCCCUCAACAUCACUGUGGAAUGUGAGUGGGUCAUCAAAUCAUGUAAUGUUGUAUCAUAUCGUAUCAUAUCAUAUGGUAUAGUAUCAUAUUGUAUUGUACCACACUACGCUACACAACACUACACCAUCCCAUCCCACUCUACAUAUCAGUCACACCUCUACCUCCACCCUCUCUUCAGAUGCCCUUGUCCUUCUGGAAGAGUCCAAGUGCACGGUAGUAAGUGAGGGUGUCCAGUGUGUUUGCAUGGCUACAGGCAACCCUGAGCCCACCAUCGAGUUCUACCUCCCCGACAAGAACAUCACCAUCAACGACACGGAAGGCCACUACAUCUACUACACGCACACGGACAGCCACACGUCCACGGGCAUGAUCAAGCUACGGGAGAAGGGUGAGCGCCUGGGCAACAGCGCCGCCAAUGUGCACUGCAGCAACAGCAACAUGUACGGGUCGGAGAGCUUUCAUCUGGAGUUGCAGCAGGAGAGUAAGUACACAAGUUCAGGUUCAUGGUUAAACACAGAAACAAAUAGCAUACCAUUAAAAUGCAAAACAUUGUAUAGCCGAGCAUACGUGAGAGAUUGAACUGAAAUUAGAAGUGUAGUACCUUUCUUUGAUAUCUAGAUUGACUGUAUAAGUAAGACCACAAACUGGACACCCCAUUGGCUUGAUAUGGUAAUUGUCACACCCUGGUUCUGGGACUCAUUAUGUUGAGCCAGGGUGUGUGCAGUCUAUGUGUUUAUGUUCUAUGUUGGGUGUCUAGGUUGUUGUUUUCUAUGUUUGGUCUAUGACUCCCAAUCGGAGGUAACGAGUGUCAGCUGUCGGCUCGUUAUCUCUGAUUGGGAGCCAUAUUUAUACUGUGUGUUUUCACCUUGGGGUUGUGGGUUUUUGUUCCUUUACGGUCAUUGUAAUCGUGGACUUCACUAUCGUCAUUUGUUGUUUUUCAAGGUUGCUUUAUUGAAUAAAGUCAUCAUGUUCGCUCAACACGCUGCGUAUUGGUCUCCUUCGCUCCUAGACGAUCGUGACAGAAAAACCCACCAUACUAAGACCAAGCAGCGUGUCCAGGAACAGACACAGGAGGUGACUCUGGUGGAUGUCCUCCUCGGUUGGGGGCAGAUUACCGAGGAGGAGGCCGUCCGGUACCGGAGGGCUAUGAAGGGGGAGACCCAGGCAGAAGAGGAGCAGCGGCGUCAGCAGUGGCAUCGUCGGACGGACGAGAGGCACCCCCAAGAAUUUUUUAGGGGGGGGCACAGGGCAUGGACGACGGGGCUAACGGAGGCAGAGAAGGGGCGAAUUCAAGAGGCCACCAGGUUACGGGGGCUACUGGUCAAAGGAGGGAAAGGAGAUGUAGAGGCACGGCGUGAGAGACUGAGGUGUGUAUCCAGUCCGGUCCGGCCCGUUCCAGUUCCCGGGGUAGAGCCAGUGGUGUGUGUCCCCAGUACGGUCCGGCCUGGUACGGCCCCUCGCACCAAAGGGACGGUGCGCGUCUCCAGCCCGGUCCGACCUGUUCCUGCCUCUCGCACAAGGCCUACGGUGUGCUUCGCCAGCCCAGCCCGGCCUGUUCCUGCUCCCCGCACUAGCCCUGAGAUGCGUGUCCUCAGCCCGGGACCACCAGUUCCGGCACCACGCACUAGGCCUUAUGUGCGUCCCCAGGGUCCUGCAUGCCCUGUUCCUUCUCCCCGCACUAGACCUGAGAUGCGUGUCCUCAGCCCGGUACCUCCAGUUCCGGCACCACGCACUAGGCCUUAUGUGCGUCUCGGCCGGCCAGAGUCUGCCGUCUGCCUAACGGCGCCUGAACUGCCCGUCUGCCCAACGCCGUCUGAACUGUCCGUCGGCCAAGCGCUGCAUGAACUGCCCGUCUGUACUGAGCCUGCUACGCCGCCCGUCUGCCAUGAGCCUUCAGAGCCGUCCGCCAGACCGGAGCCGCUAAAGCCUUCCGCCAGACAGGAGCCGCUAGAGCCUUCCGCCAGACAGGAUCAGCCAGAGCCUUCCGCCAGACAGGAUCAGCCAGAGCCUUCCGCCAGACAGGAUCAGCCAGAGCCUUCCGCCAGACAGGAUCAGCCAGAGCCUUCCGCCAGACAGGAUCAGCCAGAGCCUUCCGCCAGCCAUGAGCAGCCAGAUCCGUCAGCCAGCCAUGAGCAGCCAGAUCCGUCAGCCAGCCAUGAGCAGCCAGAUCCUUCAGCCAGCCAUGAGCAGCCAGAUCCGUCAGCCAGCCAUGAGCAGCCAGAUCCGUCAGCCAGCCAUGAGCAGCCAGAUCCGUCAGCCAGCCAUGAGCCGUCCAGCCAGGAUCCGCCAGAGCCGUCCAGCCAGGAUCCGCCAGAGCCGUCCAGCCAGGAUUCGCCAGAGCCGUCCAGCCAGGAUUCGCUAGAGCCGUCCAGCCAGGAUCCGCCAGCCAGCCAGGAUCCGCCAGAGCCAGCCAGCCAGGAUCCGCCAUUCAGUCCGGUGCUGCCCCUUAGUCCGGUGCUGCCCCUUAGUCCGGUGCUGCCCCUUAUCCUGGUGCUGCUCCUUAUCCUGGUGCUGCUCCUUAUCCUGGUGCUGCCCCUUAGUCCGGUGCUGGCCCUUAAUCUAGUGGGGUUAAGGUGGAGGGUGGUCAUUUGGAGGAGGCUACGUAAGCGGGUAGUGACUAUGGUGGGGUGGUGGUCUAGGCCGGAGCCAGAACCGCCACCGAGGAGGUAUGCCCGCCCAGCCCUCCCCUGUUUGGGGGUUUUGAGGCGCGGUCGCAGUCCGCGCCUUUAGGGGGGGGUACUGUCACACCCUGGUUCUGGGACUCAUUAUGUUGAGCCAGGGUGUGUGCAGUCUAUGUGUUUAUGUUAUAUGUUGGGUGUCUAGGUUGUUGUUUUCUAUGUUUGGUCUAUGACUCCCAAUCGGAGGUAACGAGUGUCAGCUGUCGGCUCGUUAUCUCUGAUUGGGAGCCAUAUUUAUACUGUGUGUUUUCACCUUGGGGUUGUGGGUUUUUGUUCCUUUACGGUCAUUGUAAUCGUGGACUUCACUAUCGUCAUUUGUUGUUUUUCGUGGUUGCUUUAUUGAAUAAAGUCAUCAUGUUCGCUCAACACGCUGCGUAUUGGUCUCCUUCGCUCCUAGACGAUCGUGACAGUAAUGGCAUUAUCUUGAAUGUAAAUAAGUUAUAUUUUAGUACCAUGACCUAGCGAAACAGUAUUUUCUGUUUCUUCACUAUCUUCAAUAUGAUGUUCUUGUCCGAUGUUAGAGAAGUACAUGAUGGCAGUGAUUGUUGGCACAAUCGGUGGAGUGGCUGUCAUCGCCUUCAUCAUCGCAGCAGUGAGAUAUGUGGGCCAUAACAACAAGAAGUGAUUAUCCACCCUUCACUAACUGUGACAAGGGUCGAUGUGAGUUACAGGUAGUCAUUUCCUGUUUGAAUUGACGAUAAGGAAACACUUCAGCCUAGCUAUCCAUUCUAAAACACCUCUGUGUAUUCAUGAGUGAAUGAUUGAUCCAUGGACGGAUGUGAGAAUCAUGGUCAUAAGUUCUGCUAACGCCAGAGCGAGUUCAAUUAAUUUUCUAUCACUAGUCCCCUUUCUGAAAUCCUCUUAGAUGGAGAUCCAAAAUGGCUGCCUGGUGGAGUGGGGUUAGCAAGCCGGACUAACCGUAGCCUAUAGUUUGCAGGCUCUAUUCCCUGCUUUGAUACUGCUUUGGACCCUUGACUUGCUUAGCUAAAAAUACAGCCACGGUAGCCUACUUAACUAAGGUGCUUCAGCAUUAUAGCAAUACAUCACAUUCCGACAAAAGCUUUUACAGAUAGUCGCUCCAAGAGACGGUGUCAGCUCAACCACAACUAAACCCAUGAAACGAUAACCACAACCAUGAACGUCAACCAAAACCAUGAACUAUACGGCUGUAGAUUGUUAACUAUGUUGGGAAACAGGCCCUUGUUUUAAAAUGGAUGCCCAGGCGUGGAGUGUCGCCCUGAGUUAGUUAGUUAGUGGCAUGAGACCGAGUCUGAUCUUGUGACUCCACCCCCCAGAGAGAAUGGCAACCCUGGGCAUGACCUAGUGUCUAAACUGGAGAACCCAGCGUUGUACUACAGCACAGUCAAGAAGGACAAACAAUGUUUGAGGAAGAAA
Coregonus sp. 'balchen' is the source of this 7209-nucleotide messenger RNA. The record is from the annotation of a GenBank genome assembly. NCBI's taxonomy places the organism in Eukaryota, Metazoa, Chordata, Actinopteri, Salmoniformes, Salmonidae.